GCAGCGUGGUCACACUAUUGCAAAACUUCCAGCAUUUCGCGGGAUCGUCGGUUUUAUUUGCGAAUUUGUAGCAUUUGCGUUGUUUUACGGUGUUUACAGUGUUACGAUUAUAGAAAAUCAAUUGAUUUGACAUACCAUUGCUUUGAGAGCAAUACUCCUAAUCGAGAAAUAAUUCUUUUUGUUAACUGUCCAAGGAAAAUAUGUCUGCUGAAGCCGAAGCUAUUGUUACAACGGCUGCUGCCGAUAUGUCCUCACCCAGAAAGCCUGUGGCCGUGGAGCCCGUAGCCGCAGAUACAACCCCCGACAAUGUUCCGGUGGUGGCAGCCGUUUCCACCGAGGAAACAUCCGGCCAAGUCGAGCAGGAACGCGCCGAGAAAAUACUUAAGGCCAAGGAGCUGUUUAGCCAGGGAUCGCGCAACUUCCUGGUGAAGAGCUACGAUGAGGCGGCCGACGAUCUGAGUCAAGUGUGCCAGCUAUACGCGGAGGUCUACGGGGAUCUGGCCGAUGAGCUGGGGCAGCCCCUGCUCCUCUAUGGCAAGGCAUUGAUUGCCAUGGCCUUGGACGAAAAUAAAGUUAUUGAUGUGCCUGAUGAGGCCGCCGAUGAGGAAGACGAGGACAUAGACGACGACGACGAGGAAGAGGAAGAAGGUGGCGAAGAUGGGGAAGCCAAAAAGGGAGAGGCCGACGCCAAUGGAGCGAGCAGCACAAAUGGCAAGGAGUUGGACAGCGUCAAGGAGACAUCCGACGAGGCCGAUUCCACUGAUGAUCAGGUCCAGCCAAAUGGCGAGGACGCCAAGAAGAAGGCACCGACUGAGGUAAAUGAGGUCAGCAGCAGCAUUGGUGGUGGAACAACUGCUGUCAAUGAUGAUGAACGACCGAGCACAUCGAAUGGAGGCGAAGUCACAGCCAGUUGCUCCAAUGGGGCAGGAGCAGCAGCUACCGGCGAAGAGGAGGGCGGCGAGGAUGAAGAGGGAGUCAGUGGCAGUCUUCAGCUGGCCUGGGAGAUCCUUGGCACAGCCGCCAGGAUCUUCUCGCGUCAAGGCCUCGGUGGUCUCCAAUAUCUGGCCGAAGUUCAGACGGAGCUGGCCAACAUCGAAUUCGAAAAUGGAAUACUCGAGCCGGCACGUGAAGAUUACGAGAAAGCCCUCAAAAUCCACGGCGAGUUGCCCACAAAGAACCGACGCGCCCUGGCCGAGCUGCACUACAAGAUCGGGUUGACCUAUCUGAUGCAACAGAUGAACAAGGAGGGUGCCACGGCCCUGCGACACUCCAGCACUUUGAUCGAAGAGGAGAUAGCCGAGAUUAAGGCCAAGGACGAGCCCAGUGAGCGCGACAGGAACAAUAUGCUGGACCUGGAGGAGACCAAACAGGAGAUUCUGGCCAAGAUACAGGAAAUUGAGGAGAUGCAGGCUCAGACAAUUGCCGAGGUGCGCGCUGCCCUGGACAGCUACAUAAGGCCGGUGAGCAGUGACGAUGCUGCCGCCGCCUCUUCCUCGUCCACAUCCACCAAUGGUGCAGCCAGCUCGUCGUCAUCCUCCACCAGUGGCGGCGCUAAAGCAGCCGGCUCCUCGCCGGCCAUUAGCAGCAGCUCGGCCAAGCCCACGGACAUCACCCAUCUGAUCAAGCGCAAGAAGCCCGAGGAGCCCAGCUCGGAGGCCGAGGCCCUAUGCUCGCCGGCCAAGCGACCCGCCGUCUAGGGCGGACAUUCCAGUUGCCCAGCGGUGGCACACCCACUCAUAACCACAACCACGCCCCUAACACAAACACAAACAUGCCACACAUCAGCUACUUAAUGCCAAUCACAUGCAUUCAACCAACUGUCCUGUCCCUCGCUCCUACAUAUUUAUGCUAUUUGUUUGCUGUUUUCUACCAAAAUUCUCUAUAAGUCUGUAAGGUAACAAUCACAAUUAGUGCUAAGUGCGUAAAGUAUAUAAAAUAAUGUUUUUGUAUUAAACGAAGAAACGAAACGAUUAAGGAAAGCAGAAAUAUACGGGAAAUUGCCUCAAGAA
Molecule: messenger RNA, 2009 nt
Organism: Drosophila kikkawai
Lineage: Eukaryota; Metazoa; Arthropoda; Insecta; Diptera; Drosophilidae
Gene: Nasp
Product: Nuclear autoantigenic sperm protein
Biological process (GO): DNA replication-dependent chromatin assembly; CENP-A containing chromatin assembly
Cellular component (GO): nucleoplasm
Molecular function (GO): histone binding
Source: RefSeq, a predicted model, not a curated record